This is a messenger RNA of Cynoglossus semilaevis (tongue sole), 6533 nucleotides long. RefSeq names its product potassium voltage-gated channel, subfamily H (eag-related), member 6a (gene kcnh6a). Gene Ontology annotation, molecular function: inward rectifier potassium channel activity. The transcript is spliced from 17 exons. Gene Ontology annotation, biological process: regulation of ventricular cardiac muscle cell membrane repolarization; potassium ion transmembrane transport; membrane repolarization during cardiac muscle cell action potential. Gene Ontology annotation, cellular component: plasma membrane. Bases 720 to 4340 code for a protein of 1206 amino acids. The record is from RefSeq and is a predicted model, not a curated record. Lineage: Eukaryota; Metazoa; Chordata; Actinopteri; Pleuronectiformes; Cynoglossidae.
GGAGUUAUUUUAUUUUUCAUUUUCUUGUGAAAUUCUCCGGAUGCUAUACGUUACAAAACAAAAACUUGUAUUUUGUAGGAGUAAUUAGCGCUCACUUCCUUGUGUCGCUGUGUUCACUGGUGUUGACUUUCCUCCGCUGACAGCCGCCGUGUGAGACCUGGGGGGCGGUGACAGGGGAGUGGAUGCAGGACCAGAGUCUGAUCCAAGACUCCUGUUCAACGCACUUAUCUCGCUCCGUUUAAACUUGCGAUUAUAAAAUGAACUCAGACUGAGUGGAUUCAGAAAUUUUAUUUUCCUCACAACUUCUGUAACCGCAGCAGGGUCGCGUCACUGCGAGCACAGGAGCCGAAAUCAUCGUGGAAGAAACAGCUUUUGGUUUUUAUCCCCUUUUGAAGAUGAAAUGAUGUUGCGUUUUUCUUUCACAGCAUCCUCAUCUACUUUUUCCACACUGAGCAUCAUCCCGCAUCUUCAAUUACCCUGGUAACCGGAGCUGUUCUUCAUCACUGUUCCACAGCGACUCCGGCUGACAGAAAGAAACCAACCAAACGCUCAUCCAGCGGGUAGAGAAGACAAUUUCUGGUGUUUAAACAGCCUUUCCUCCCCAACCCCGCCUCCACUAAACUCUGUGAGGUUGAUGUGUCGGAGAAGUCCCUUCUCUCGGCAGCAGCAGCAGCAGCAGCAGCAGCGGCGGCGGCAGCAGCAGCGGCGGCGGCAGCAGGAUGCCUGUCAGACGCGGUCAUGUCGCGCUCCAGAACACUUACUUGGACACAAUCAUCAAGAAAUUCGACGAACAAAAUCGCAAAUUCCUGAUAGCCAACGCGCAGAUGAAAAACUGUGGCAUCAUCUACUGCAACGAAGGCUUCUGUCAGAUGUUUGGUUUCACCAGGGCAGAGAUCAUGCAGCAGCCCUGCACCUGCCAGUUUUUGGUGGGGCCCGGCACCAUGAAGAGCGCCCUGACUCAGCUAGCACAGGCCCUGCUGGGCUCCGAGGAGCACAAGGUGGAGAUCCUGUACUACGCUAAAGAAGGCACCUGCAGACCCUGCCUGGUGGACGUCAUCCCUGUGAAAAACGAGGAAGGUCUCGUCAUUAUGUACAUCCUUGACUUCCAGGAACUGAUUGAUCCGACACUCAAGAAAUCUGCCCUCAGGCAGAGAGUCACCCAAGGAUGGAUCUACUGUCAGAAUCGCAGGUUGAAGAUGAGGCUCCCUAUGUUGCGCUCCAUGAGACGUCCAUCACUGUCCAAAGACCAGUUUGAAGGCGUGGUGGUGGACUACCUGCAGCCGAACAGUGAGGACGUUCCCUUGAAAGAGUUCCGGAUCCCGUCCAAGGAGAGCUGUAUGCAGUCUGAGACGGAGGCUCUGAUAGAACAGGACCUGGAUCCUCCUUCACCUGCAGCUCAGUCGUCCACCAAGCGCUGCUCCCUACUGACAGAUCGGCUCGACCCCGGAAUCGCCUUCCCACGGGGAAGUCUACCUCGCAGCUGUUCCCGAGACAGUGUCCGCAGCCUACGCCGGGCCUCGUCUCUGGACGACAUCGAUGGCAUGAGGGCGGAAUGGAACAGUCGACCUGGAGACCCUCGAAUCAACAGCAAUUUGAAGCCCAGUGCCCUGAACUCCACAUCAGACUCUGAUCUGAUCCGACACCGAACCAUCGGCCGAAUCCCUCAGGUAACCCUGACCUUUGGCUCCGAUCGGAUGAGACCUCCUUCGCCCACAGAGAUCGAGAUCAUCGCGCCAAGCAAGAUAAAGGAUCGCACCCAGAACGUCACCGAGAAGGUCACUCAUGUCACACAGGUGUUGUCCCUGGGCGCUGACGUGCUGCCCGAGUACAAACUUCAGGCUCCACGUAUCCACAAAUGGACCAUCCUUCACUACAGCCCGUUCAAAGCGGUGUGGGACUGGGUCAUCCUGCUGCUGGUCAUUUACACCGCCAUCUUCACGCCGUACUCGGCUGCCUUUCUUCUCAACGAGGUGGAGGAGCAGCGCAGGAGAACCUGCGGCUACACCUGCAACCCUCUGAACGUGGUGGACCUGGUGGUGGACGUCAUGUUCAUCAUAGACAUCCUCAUCAACUUCAGGACCACCUACGUCAACCACAAUGACGAGGUGGUCAGCCACCCGGGACGCAUCGCACAACACUACUUCAAGGGCUGGUUCCUCAUUGACAUUGUUGCUGCGAUUCCUUUUGAUCUGCUCAUAUUUCGCUCCGGGUCAGAAGAGCCCCAGACAACCACACUGAUUGGCCUACUGAAAACUGCCAGACUGCUGAGGUUGGUGCGAGUAGCCAGAAAGUUGGACCGCUACUCUGAGUACGGAGCUGCUGUCCUCCUCCUACUCAUGUGCACCUUCGCCCUCAUUGCCCACUGGCUGGCCUGCAUCUGGUACGCUAUUGGCAAUGUGGAGCGCACCGGCACUGUGCACACCGGAGACAUGAAGAUUGGCUGGCUGGACAACCUGGCCGACCAGAUCGGUAAACAUUACAACGACAGCGACGCAGCCUCCGGUCCAUCCACCAAGGACAAGUAUGUCACUGCUCUGUACUUCACCUUCAGCAGUCUGACCAGUGUGGGCUUUGGAAAUGUGUCGCCCAACACCAACCCAGAGAAGAUCUUCUCCAUCUGUGUCAUGCUCAUUGGCUCUCUGAUGUACGCCAGUAUCUUUGGUAACGUGUCAGCCAUCAUUCAGAGACUCUACUCUGGUACAGCUCGAUAUCACACCCAGAUGCUGCGAGUCAAAGAGUUCAUACGUUUCCAUCAGAUCCCAGGAGGCCUGAGACAGAGGCUGGAAGAAUAUUUUCAACACGCCUGGUCCUACACCAAUGGCAUUGACAUGAACGCGGUUCUGAAGGGAUUCCCCGAGUGUCUGCAGGCCGACAUCUGCCUCCAUUUGAACCGCAGUUUGUUCCAGAACUGCAAAGCUUUUCAAGGAGCCAGCAAGGGCUGCUUAAGAGCUCUGGCCGUGAGAUUUAAGACCACCCACGCUCCUCCAGGGGACACCCUUGUCCACAAUGGGGACAUCCUCACUGCUGUCUACUUCAUCUCCAGAGGCUCCAUAGAGAUCCUCAGAGAUGAUGUGGUAGUGGCCAUACUGGGAAAGAAUGACAUCUUUGGUGAACCCAUCAGCUCGUAUGGAAGACCAGGAAAGUCCAGCGCUGACGUCAGGGCUUUGACCUACUGUGACCUUCACAAGAUCCAGAGAGACGACCUUCUGGAUGUGCUGGACAUGUAUCCAGACUUUUCGGACACAUUCUGGAGCAACUUAGAGAUCACCUUCAACCUCAGAGAUGCAGAUAGAAUAAACCAGUCAACUCCAGGCAGGAGCUCAGAACAUCGACGACGAGCAAGGCAUCGGAGGAGUUCUGUGUGGCAACGCAACCGUCCAGACGGGAUGGACUGUGACACCUCUUACCCCGAUCAGUCCUGUCCGAUACUAAACCACCAUCAAAAUACCUCGACGGCAGGAUCCAACUGGGAAGACCUCUGUAGCAGUGCCAGUGUCUGUUCACAGUCAAGCGAUGAGGAGAUUAAGCCUGUGGGACAGAGCAAAGGGGAACUGUACCACAUUGGAGGAGACCCAAGAGAUUAUCCUCUGCUGCCCCACAGUGGACCUUCUGCUGGGAUUGGACCCUCGGCAGACCUCGGAGCACCACCAUUCUCAGCUACACCUAUCAGCAUGACAGGACUGUACAGCUACUGGCCAGAGCGCAGAGCCAGUCAGUUCUCAGAGGGAACAAGAAACACGUCAGCAGUCAGGGCUCGUUUCUUGCCGGCACCGUGUGCAGAGGAUCGGCCCAGUGAGCUGGAAUCCAGACUGGAGCUGCUGCAGUCACAGUUAAAUCGACUGGAGACACGUAUGACGUCAGAUAUCAACGUUAUCCUUCAGCUCCUGCAGAGGCAGAUGGCUCCCGUGCCUCCAGCCUAUAGCGCUGUCUCCCCCGGCCCACAUCCACCUCACCCUAUUCAUCCAACCUCCCUGUACAGCCCAGGAGCAACUGGUACUAUUCACAGUGUCCCCCCAGUCCAGCCAGUACCACUGGACAGCACUGUCUCACUGCUACAGACGCCCAACUCUGACUUCAAGCACAAACCCAAGGACUCUCUGUCCGACAGGAUCCAUCUCACUGUGGCCUCAGAUGACACCAAGUCAAUGUCAGUGGAGGCAGACCCUCCCCACCUGCCACCUGUGGCCCUCACCCCUUCUCAAAUGUUAGAGGCUUAUGAGCCUGUUGGACUGUUAGGUGGGAACCCGCGUUUCCCCUCCCUCCCUGAGAACCUGGAGACCCCCACUGACAUGCAGGAGAUUCAGAGGCACAUCUCUGACCCGGUCUUGCCUGGAACCUAAAGUAUCAGUCUUUAUCCCAAAUUCUGAUUCUUCAGACGGUGUGUCCAUAUGUUCUCUAGGUUGUCACGUUGUUCCUCCCACUGUUGAAAUCCCCCCUCUUCUGUUCAUACGUAUGCUGCUGAGUAACAUGGGAGUACGGUCUUCUCCAGUCUUGACUCAGCAGCGCCCUCACAGGCUGCUGGACUUCAGUAUCCUGAAAAAAAUAUUCCUGCUACAUUUGGUGGAAAAAUGUGAAAAGUGUUAAAAGCAAACACAGAAUCUUUAAAACAAAACACAAGGCCAUAGAAUAUUUAUAGAAUGAGAUUUUUUAAGCCGAGGUCAAAUGUCAAGUACUACUAAUGUGUGUCACGUGUGAAGAAUUAUUUAUGUUCACUUUGUUACAGAGCAGCACAGUUAAGACUAAUAAAUUAUUUGAGUCGGUUUGAAGUGCACCUCUGUUGCAGCUGGAGCCAGGCUGCGUGACGGUGAGUGGGAAAAGUUACAGAUUGUCAAGGUCUGUGUUUGGGAUUAAUACUGUACAAGAAGAACAAUGGUAGCUGUAGGACAGAAGGCAGUGUCUAUUCAAAUAGAAAAUUCAGUUUUUAUCCUGUGUCAUUUCAUCAAUCAACAGUGUGACCUUUGAUUAUUACAGAGUGUGACCUUCAGCUCAGGUCAUGUCUGUUUGUUGAGGGUCACCUGUUUGCUCCGCUGUGUCUUUUCUGCUCAGAUGGGACAAAUAUGUUGUGCCAAACUCAGAAAAGCCGUUGUUGACUUCUUUGUCUCCAGUGGAUACAGGACCACGACACUCCUGAGUGUCUGUGUGUGUGUCACUGUUGCUCACAUACAGAAACAGAAACUCAUUCUCUGUUAAGAUAUUUCCACAUUUUCAGCCAUGAGGUGAAUGUACCAUGUUUUUGAACAUUUUCACUACUGUAUAAUGUUUCUCAAAGCACAAACUCCCGUUGUUUAUCUUUUUAAGAUUAAAGACACAGCAAUCUAACACUGGAAUCAUUUUUCUAAUUGUGUCAAAUAACGGUGACAUGCAGCAUUGUAAUGAUGGGUGUGACCGUCACUCAUUCAGAGGUGGAAGUGGAUGAUGAUGAAAGCAGCUGAGUGACACAACUGUGGCUUGUUUGUAAUCAUACUAUGGCUAUAAAACCACAGGAAGAGAAAGUUUGUGUGUGAUGUUGGAGAUUGUGUUUUGAGACAUUUCAGGAGCAAAGAUGAUGUUCUCUUAGCAGAUAAAAUACUGCUGACAAGAGGAAAUGAAUAGCUGGAGUGAAGUUCAUGCAGUCAUUCACUUCAACGCCCUGUCCAGGUAAUUAUAACACAAUAUUUAUAGAAAUUAAACAACACAUUUGUAGGGUUUUCCACCAUUUAUUUUCUAUUUUCCCCUUAUUAAGUAUUUUCUAACUACAUUCAACAAAGGAACUCUUCUUCAGUACUGUUUCUGGUUACAUAACCCAUUUCCAAAAAAGUUGAACUUCAACCUUUCACCCUCCCAUCUGUGGUCAAUUUAGACUAAAACCUGCACACCUACAGGGAGAGCAUGUAAAAUACAUACGAAAAGACUGGGCAUAAUAAUUUGAUUUCCACUAAAGGCAGAUCUGGACACAAACCAGUUACUAAGACUAUGGCUACGAAGCCUGUCCUGACAAUAAGUUUUGUCAAAAUAGAUUCAAGCAGGUCCUAGCGUCCAGUUAUUUCUUAAAGCAGUCAGGUUUCUGUAUGUUGUGCUUGCGCUGUAUGUUGUGCUUUCACAAGUUUGAGGUCAGAAACUGAGAUCCUGCAUGGUGUAAUUUGUAGUAUAAUGCAAACUUUAACUUUAAAGUUUUUAACAGUAGGACAAAUAAGAAAAGUUUGGACUGAAGUCAGUGAUUAACCUGAGCAAUGAAAAACACAGAAACUUGGUUUGCUUCUAACACACAGAGUAAUACAAUUUAUUAGAGCAAAUUCAUUAAUAAACUUUAUGAAAAAAGCUACUACAACAACACUUGGUUUACCAACAUCAUUCAUAUAUUUAUAUGUAUGUACAUUAUGCCUUGUAAUGGCAUGCUACAAGGACGUGACCCUUUAAGUAAUGGAAAACAGCAAAGAGAGGCGACCACACACACACACCUGCAUACACACACACACAAAGAUGUUCCACCCUCUCAUCUGACAUCUCACUCUAACACAGGUUUCAAACACUGACAGAAACAAGUCAAUGAAAAA